Messenger RNA from Opisthorchis viverrini, 465 nucleotides. RefSeq lists its product as hypothetical. The record is from RefSeq and is a predicted model, not a curated record. Lineage: Eukaryota; Metazoa; Platyhelminthes; Trematoda; Opisthorchiida; Opisthorchiidae. Bases 1 to 465 code for a protein of 154 amino acids. The transcript has 4 exons.
AUGUGUCAACAAUUCAUUAAAAAGGAUAUUAUUGUACAUACAUCCGAGUGUCGAUCACGGGAAAUACUGCACAAUGAUAAACGGCCAGAACCACCUACCGAUGAACGUAGUUCUUCGCCGCCAAAUAGGCCAUCCCAUCUGCAAUUUGAGUUGCCCAAAGAACCUGACUGGAUCCUGAAUAGUCUGGGCGAAAUUUCCUCCAGGGUAGAACAGCAGCCAUCUCGCACGAAUCUGUCCAUUCCACCAACUUGCAGACAAUGCUUCUCGUAUUGCCGUUAUCUCAGUUUUCUUUCCGAUCUACCCAGCUUUCACCGGAGAGUCACUUGGAACUCAGCUGAAAACGAACAUCAUGGACGAGAGAUUUAUCUGGGUUCCAGGAUAAUUACUUAUGCACACCGUAGUCUGGACUUCGGAAGGAACGGCACUCACUACAGCCUUGAAUUUGAAAAGUAUCUUGACAAAUAA